This is a messenger RNA of Aedes aegypti (yellow fever mosquito), 7176 nucleotides long. It is a transcript of the gene Sap47, whose product is annotated as synapse-associated protein of 47 kDa. The record is from RefSeq and is a predicted model, not a curated record. Gene Ontology annotation, cellular component: cytoplasm; synapse. The transcript is spliced from 10 exons. Bases 164 to 1240 code for a protein of 358 amino acids. NCBI's taxonomy places the organism in Eukaryota, Metazoa, Arthropoda, Insecta, Diptera, Culicidae.
GGCUGGAGUUAUCAUUGAAGUGAUUGUUUUUCUUGCAAGCGCCAGCAGUUUCCCAAGUGUUUAGUGAAAAAUACUGUGAAUUUUCCUAAAAUCUGAUCGCUAAAGUUACUGGAAAUACUUGCUAUUGUGUGUGUCCCGCAAAGCAAUUGGAAAAGCUCCGAAAAUGAACAUGUUUUCCGGAUUAACUAACCAAGUCAGCUCAUGGAUUGGAGCUGCAAAAGGUGAACCACAGGACGAGGAGGUUCCAACACCCCCGAAUUCCGCUGCAACAGCAACGACGACGACAACGACAGCGCCUCCUCCGGCAGCAGACGCAGCUGCGGCACCCCUAGGAGAUGAAGGUGACAAAAGUCCCACCAAAAGUGGUGUAUUUUCUGGCGUAUCGUCAAAGGUGACAGGUUGGCUCGGAAAUGCAUCAAUGCCGUCAAUGCCCGCGAUGCCAUCCAUGCCAACGGUUUCAAUGCCAGCGAUGCCUGCAAUGCCUUCCAUGCCCUCAAUACCCGGACUCCGUAAGCAAAACCAGGACGAAAACGGUGGCAUCACGAAUGAGGGCCUAGCCACAUCGCCAGAGAAUACGAAUCAAGGUAUUGCAGGAGCGACGGAUGCAGCCGACGACGAAGACCGGUCCAGGUAUAUUAGACCACAGGAAAGUGCUACCGGAGGAGCUGAUUCUCGUCCUGCCACAGGCCCCGGAACGCCAACAGACGAAAAUGCCGGACAAAUUGGUCAAGUUACCCACAAAGUCACAGCUGGAGCCAAAUCGAUCGGGUCGUUCCUGUAUUCGUCGUUCAAUAAGGCUGGCGAUAAAAUUAAACACCUAAAGGAUAAUACUAUUCUCGGCGAGUUCAACAAAGAGCAGGAAGCAUUCAUUAAGAACCAGCAGGGAGGCGGCGGUCCAGGUGCUUGCCCAUGGUCCGGUCAUGCGAACGAAGCCAAAAUCAAAGAAGAAAUUCUCAGUCUGUCAGCGGAUCGUCGAAACUUUGUGCGAGCACCACCAGCCGGGGUUGAAUUUGAAUUCGAUUAUGAUGUCUCUUAUCCCAUUGCGUUAGCCAUCAUGAAUGAAGACAAAGAGCUAGAGAAAAUGCGAUUUGAGCUAGUACCUAAAAUCAUCACGGAAGAGAACUUCUGGCGCAACUACUUCUACCGCGUUUCCCUGAUAUGUCAAGCAGGAGAUCUGGGUACGCUAGGUGACAAAAACGAGUUUGUCAGGCGAGGAGUCAGUGAAGAUACAGAGGCCUAAAGACGUAGUUACAAUAUUUAAAAGCAUAGACCCAUUACGCCCGUAUCAAGAGAUGGUUAAGCGAGACAGUAAACAAAACGUUACAAUAUUCAUGAACAGAUAUGUAACUAACUCCAAAAGUAAAAAUAAUUACCACUAGUUUCAUACCGUAAACCCAUCUCAGCUAAUAUACAGCAACACACACGGAUGGAGCAGGAGGAUUUUUCCCUUCAUAUAACACGAUCAUACGAGCACACAAAGAUAAAUCAGAAUCAAUUAUGCCAUACCUUAAAUUUUAGUAUAAUCCUGUACAAGUCAAAACACACAUCUUGAUGUUAAGCAUGGUUACGUUAGUAUGUAUAUUUGGAGGAGCCAUAACCAGUCUUGAAUCAAUCAAAAAGUGUUCUCGUUCUAUUCUAAAUUCUAUAAAGUUUAUUUCGUAAUCGGUGCUAGAGACCACCGAUAUUUAUUCCCGACAAGUAUCGUUUCCAUACUUAAACUAUUCAAAGUAAACUAUCGAACACAAUAAGUGUACUUUUCUGUCUUGAUGUGAUUUUCCUCGUAACCUCAGAGUAAUGUUAACCCCAGAAGAAAGCUAUGGCUAGGAAGGCUAUGCGAAUUAUCUAUGGCUUACCACAUAACGGCACAUCUUAGGAGUUCCAGUGAACUAACCUCUAUCUGGCUGUGGCUUGACUUUUUCACGACACCUAAAUAUCCCGGCAUGAUUGAAAGUCCGAUAAACAAAAAUACAAAAAUAUUUUAAUUCUAACUCACAACCCACCGAGGCCGUGAUUCUCGUAUAAAAAAUUGCGCUAAUUUAUCUUCAUAUAUUGGAGCCACCACUUGUCUGACACAUGCACCUGUUUAAACUUCCAAACAAACCUAACCUAAAUAUUGUUAAGCUGCAGACAUUUCCCUGUAAUCGGUUACAUGUAUAGAACGGGCUUGAAAUAUAUUUUCUUUGAAUAAGUGAUUCCUUGUUUUGACCCGGAUUAAACUCCGCGUGAAUGCCAUUUCAAGACGCUAAGCUAUGACAAAAUCCAAGAUUAGUCUGUAAAAAAUCACAUAUUUCGCGUUGAACUUUACGAAAGAUUAUCAUUAAAUAGCAGUAUUCAUAUUUAAACUAACAAAUCGAAAAAAAGGGAAUGAAAGUAAAGAUUUUUUCAAUGUUGUGCAUUUCGUUAAAAUCUAUACAUCUUUGACGACAAAAUAAUAUAUACAAAAACAUUAAAAGAGGAGAAAGCUAAAACUAAUUAUUCAAGGGUGUAGGAUGUUAAGAAACUGAUAAAGGGAAAUAUUAAACAUACAAAUAUUAAUAUAUGUACUUAUUUAAAGAAAAUAUUUAAUUCGUUAAAACUCAAUUACAAAGAAGAGAAACCACACGUAAUUUAAGAGAAAAGACAAUACAAAACCAACAACGUCGUUGAGCAUCAAGAUGAAUCAAAGUAAAAUAGGUGAAUAAAACUGUCAGAAUUGUGUGGAAACGAAGCGAAAAGCAUCCAGGAGACGACUAAAGCUGACGAUCAGAUUGGUUGAUAUAUCGAAACAGAUAUCUACGGUGGUGAUGUUUUCCGAUCGGCAUGCAGUGUACAGAAGUAGAAAUAUCUGAGAUUUUUUUUUUUUUUGUUCAGUUGCAACUAGUAAUCCUUUAUAAAGGAUUUAUAAAGGAUCACUAGUUGCAACUAGCAAUUGUCUGCUGUCGAUUUAUUUGAAGUUUUUCCUGCGAACGCAUACAGAAAGACACACACACACACGAACACAUACCGGACUUGUAUUUCAAAAAUAAGAUGAAUGGAGGCUGAUUUGUUUCCGAGUUCAGGCGUCUGAUUUUCGUUAGGUUUGAACAACAUUGCCAACAGAAACAGAUACUAUUUCUAGUAUAUCUGAGUUAGAGUCUACCUACAGUCUCCUAGCUUCGAAAAUGAUAUGAUGAUAUUGUUGCAGUUGUUUCAAGGAUGAACUCUUUUGGUAUAUUAACACGCUAAUGCGAUAAGCUAUUAGGGUUUUUUUCAGAAUGUUGUGAAAAUAUUGUCAAAGUAAUUUUACUCCAGUAUUCAUUAAAACCUCUGCAAUCUGCAUUCACAAACAUGAAAAAUUCUCAGAUUGCGCCUACUGGUAGGCUGUUCAAUAGCAUUAAUGCGUAGUGCUCUCAAAUUACGUAUAGGACCAUCAUAGGAGCUAUGAAAUCUCACUUAAUCUAUAAUAACACCCGUUGGUCAUGAAAUCAUGGGUAACCAUUAUGCGAUAGAAGAUGAUCUUCUCUUCAUCAAAGCGUUAAAUGACGCGUACAAUCGUGGAGGUUUCACUGUAUAUGUUUUUGUAAGUUUUUCAUGCAGAAUUGUAUUAAAAUCUUGCAUUUUAUUAUUGUAUACAUCUCGUAUUAAUAGUUAACAAAUCAAUUCGUUUUUUACGAUUUAACGGUGAUAAAUUGCUGUGACUUUCACAAACUUUUAACAUUUUCUAACUUAUGAACCCUAAAAACAGAAGAUUCGGACGCCUAAAUUGAAGCAAAUAUCAGCUUUCAGUUAAUCCCGACAACGUGUUUAGUUUAGCAUAUGAUUUUUGUGUAAUUUUACCUUUUCCUCUCAACGCGGCUUUUCCUCUGUUUGCCUACCAAACCAUCAGUCGUAUAAUUUCAUAGCAAAAUUAUGUAACGCAAUAAUCUGUAUAGACAAAUAAAUUUUAAGGCAAUUAAAAAUAAGCUGUGAUUAAUUAAACAUUGGAAACUACAAUGAAGAGAGUGUAUUACCGGGUCGGCAGACGAAGCUAGCAGAUCACUUAUUUUAACCACAAAAGAGAAAGUUAUAUUAAACGAAGCGAAAUGCAUCGGGAAAUGUGGUGCAUCCAAGUGUAGAUGUGUACAUAUACAUCGCCGCUUCCACUUACGGCACACAGUUCUAGAGAAAAAAAGAGAAAGAUUCAAUUACGAUUGUUUUAUUAUACAUUUAAUAUUUAGCACAGCGCUAAACGCAAAGAAUAUUUUAAUUUUUAGUCGACUGUCAUAGAUGAACGGAUGCAGCAUGUGAUGUAAGUAAUCAUGCACUAGAACACUGAAAGUAGAUAGCAGUAUCGAUUUAACUACAAGAAUCUAUCAGGUUUUUCAAGAUGUGCAAAGUCAUGUGCAUUAAGAGAGUUAUUUUCUUUCGGUGCAUCAGUGUUGCCAAUUCUCGAACGUUUGAAUAAACGAUGAAUCUCAAUAGUUGCAUCCGUUUGUAUGUGAUACCUCUAUAAUGGCAAUAGAUGGGCGUGAUGCUAGUUCAAAGGUUUAUUUAUUCGAAAACUAGUUGAUCGUGAUUUAAGCCAACAACGUGUGUAACUCUGGUAAUCGUUUAGGUUCAUAACGUUAACGUAGAUACGGAUAGAUUAAAUAGUACAAUAAUAGACGACAAAAUAAUGGAUGCUUUACCGCAGGACAGUGCUUUAUAGCCACAGUAGGAAACAAAUCUAACGAGAUAUUUCAAACCCACUUUGCUUUGCUGUUGAAUCAUUUGGAAAAGGACGAUUUUCGUUGUGGGCUAUCGGUUAAGACUUGCUUACUCAAUUUGUUUCGUUCUUGUAAUUUUCGUUUUCCUGCUCCUCUUCGAACAUCUACACCAUCAAUCUACACCGAAUACACGCCAUUGUUAUAAAAACACGAUAUGGACCUUCAACGCCGAGAACACUUCACUCGUAGAAGAGCAAUGGGAAAAGGAUUUGGAGGCGGAGUUGCAGGAUUACGAAGUGGUUAACGAUGGAAAUGAUCGCACCAACUGGGAGAAAGACGUCGACGAGCUGCUGGACGACGAAACUGAUUUGAAAUAAAAUGAAUGUUUCAAUCAGUUGCUUUGUAACGUGAUGAACUGCAAUGUAAAUAGGUGAAUAAGGUCUGGUAGUUAAUAUUGUUCAGUGCACAGACAGACAGACGCAUCGCUCAGAAUAUCAGUGGCAUUAUGCAACUCAAACGCUGUGAGAAACAUACAUACAAAUUCGCAAUUUUUGUGUGGUACUCUCGUUUUCUAUUGAGAUGCGUAUAACUACACCUGUAUAAAACCACACAAUGCUACAGUGUUCAUAGACAAACAAACGUAACAAUUGAAUAAUUUUCGUCAUAUUUGUGUUGAAUCGGUAACUGUUCUAAACGUUGCGUCUGUUUGUCAGCAAAAAUGAUAUGAACGAUCUGAUGGUCCACUUACCUAUACUUAUUGAAAAUCCCGUUCAAAAACACGUGAAUAGUGGGAUAUCAGUAGAGUUGGGUGUCUGUUUGUCAGUGUUUAGAAUAGCUGAGAGGUUUGCUGUAGAUAAUUUUUCGGUUUGACAUUCGUGCGAAAUGAUUCAAAUGUUUAUUUAUUAUUCUAAAAAAUAACCUCAAUCUUUCCAUUUUGGUUUACAAGUUAUUGAUAAAACUGAUUUCGGUUGAAUUAAUUGUAUUAUCUGUAAUUUGACUGCCUAUGUCAGUCAGUCGUGACUAGUGUUGAUUUCUUUUCUGGAAAUGUACUUUUAUCUGUGCAUGCUCAUGAAAUACUGCUCCGGAAGACAUCGUUUUACAAAGUAAUUGAUCCACAAGAAGCAAGAAAUCAGGUCUAAACAAAAAAUAUCGAACUUUCAUCUGGUACUCAAUACUCAUGAGACUGUGAUGGAAGCAACCAAGUUAAAUAUGCCGACAUUCAUCUUUCAUUGUUCUUUUGCAUAAAACACGUACUUUUUUUUUCUCACGAAUUGUUCUUUUAAAAUCUUCUAGGAUGUACGUACGUACAACUGUCCAGCAGCCAUUAUUCGAAUCGAUUGUUAAACAAUACUUCUUCCAAAAUAGCUUUCAAUAAGUAUUCAGAGUUUUCUCACUUGGUUCUACAGUUAUAUUGCUGAAAAAAGACUUAGCAACUUAAUAAUAGUAAAAUGUUGAACGGUACUCAUAUUGGUGAACAUUCUCCUCUCGGCGAGGAAAAGAACAUUUUACCUAAUCUAUCAUUGUUCAUGUAUUGACACACCGAGUCCUUUAACGUGACAUGGAAACUAUUGAAAUUAAUCUAUUGUACUGUAAAAUAGUAAUCCCACUACACGAUAUAAGUUCAUAAAUUCAGAAACCGAUGUUUAGCUAUGGUCAAAUUGCUGUGAAAUAUAAAUAACCUAACUAAAAGACCUGACCCGUGAAACUCUUGAUAAUUUUUCAAACACUUCAGUAAAAAUUUUCGUUUCCGUUCGUUAUUCAAACGUUAUGACAUUUUUUAACAUGUUUUAAUCAAACCAUGGCUUUCAAUAUGAACAUGUUGAAACAAAUAUGACGAUACUUCAAUCCACUCUACAAAAUUACACUGAUCAUACGACACUUCUUCCAGAAAAUCUCUGAAGCUAAAUUAAAUAUAACGUUUAUAAGAGUCUAAGGCACUUGAACGAACUUGAGAACUUAACGACACUAAUAUCAAACACAGAGAAAAGAAGAAUAAAAACAUUUCAUCGCACAGAUUUAGAGAAAGCAAAAGACAAACAGAAUUGCAUAAACAAACAAAAGGUUAGACUAGUCGUUUCUUUUUUUCAACAGCAUUUCUUGUUCACUGUACAGAAAAUUGAAAAACUUGAAGGCGAUUCGGCGCCAUGGUGCGCCGUAUGCUAUAAAUAUGAAACCAAAGUAAUUCCACACAACUCAAACUGCUAGCAACAUCUCACUAUUUCAAUAUACAGUGACUCUUGUUUCAUCGAGCCGGAAGGAGCUGCUGCUGUUUUUAGAUAUUCAACAACAACAAUUGUUUCCUUCUUUUUGUUUUUCGUUGAUCUUUACUAUCUAAACUCGUGAAUCCGACGAAAUUAUGGAUGCAUUGUAUUCUGUAUUUAUUGACAACUGGAAAUAAGAUUGUUUAAUAUAUUGAACUAAUAUAAAAUAUACAUAUUACGAUAUACUACCGAAUAUAAAGCAUUAAUAUGUGUAAGAAAUCAGUAAUAACAGUAAAUAAAAAAACAGAGGGAUAUUGUGAACAUUCAAUGAA